Toxotes jaculatrix (banded archerfish) is the source of this 3374-nucleotide messenger RNA. RefSeq names its product CKLF-like MARVEL transmembrane domain containing 6 (gene cmtm6). The transcript has 5 exons. Gene Ontology annotation, cellular component: membrane. The record is from RefSeq and is a predicted model, not a curated record. The coding region runs from base 151 to 708 and encodes 185 amino acids. Lineage: Eukaryota; Metazoa; Chordata; Actinopteri; Toxotidae.
GAAGUUCAGUUUUUUCCUCCCACUUGACAGAAAGAGUAAAACUGAACGCGGAAGUUUGGAUUUGGUUCAGCAGCAGAGAAACAAAGCAGCGAGUCACUGAGCUGGAAACUUUAUUUUCCUGCGGACUGGAAGAAAAGUGAAGGCUCUGUCAUGGCCUCUGAAGUUUACUCCUCGACGACGACUCCGAACCCCAAAUCCUCGUGGUGCUUGGUUCCAUCAGAGCAUCUGGACAAAAUCCGCUUUCUGCUCAAAAUCACUGAAGUGCUCUUGUCCUUCGUGGCCUUCAUCCUGGAGGAGGUGGUCAGCAGCUGUGCCAGCUGCACCGCCCUCUACUUCUUUGAGUUUGUCAGCUGCACGGCCUUCCUCUUCACCCUGCUGCUCCUCAUCCUCCUCUCCACCACCCUGCACACCAGGGUCGGCAUCACCUGUUGGCCCAAGCUGGACUUCCUGUACACCGCCGGCAUCGCCCUGUUGUUCCUCAUCUCCUCUAUCGUUUUCGCCGCAGGGAACAACGGCUCCACACUGGAGAGGAGUGCUGUGGUGUUUGGUUUCCUGGCGAUGGUGGUGUUUGUCGUGGACCUCUUCUGGUUCUAUAAGACCCGUGGGUUUCCUUGGCAGAGAGGCGGGAAGCCAGAGUCCAGCAACGGUGGCCCCGCGGUGGUGAACUCUCCACCGGAGACGGAGAAACUCAACAGCGUAACAGAAUAAGUCUGUCUUCAUGUUCAUACACAUGAAGACAGACUUAUUACACAUGCACAUGUACGCUGUGCUCAGAGGUCAGAGAUUAUUUUACACACUAUUCCUUUAAGGACAGGAGGCUGAGCUUCAGCGACAGGUGGCUCACCUGAGGCCCAUUUCUAAAGUAUUUUUUAAAUCCUGUUUUUAUUCAUUGUUCAUCACAGCUGAGGACACUCUGUGCUGCAGUAAUCAGUGUGAUCAAUCUUCCAAUAAUUAAUCAAGCACAGUGCAGAGAGUCCAUCAGUGUGCAGCGUUUUAAUACCAGCAGGUGUGUCCUGUCUUUGAUGGAUGUUUUUCCCUGAUUUUUUUUAAAGACUUAAAAACAUUUUUAAGGAAGAACAGACACUAAAACCAUCAAACCACUAAAUAUUCUGCUGGAAAGUUUAUUUUUUAAGAUUUUAAACAUUACUAUCAAUUAGAGCUGGACAAUCUAUAGAUCAGUCUUUUUGUGAUUGUGUUUUUUUCAAUAUCAUGAAAUUUCUUAAUGCAUUUUGUUUAAAUCAAUAACAAAAAUCAAAUACUGUCAUAAAACUCCUGCUAAGAUUGAAAAUCAAUACAUCCAAAUUUAUCAGACCGUAAAAAAUAUCUCAAAUGAAAAGUGAUCUUUAAUACGGAGGAGAAGUCGUCUGGUUGUGCUGAUUGAUUUUCUCAGCUGUGGCCGCGAACGCCUCGUGAAGAUUCAGAUUUAGACCCAGAAGAUUUUACUGCUCUCCACAAAGAAAAUGUGCCUGUGUCUGACAUGAAAACGGUUUUAAAAGCAGUUUCAGUACAAACAUUUUGACGUCCCCGACUGAACAGCUGUGAUGUUGUUUGACUGUCUUAAUAUUCUGGUUGAAGACGGUCAGCAGGGGAAACAGUCUCUUCUUUUUCACAUCAUUUCUUGUCGCAGCUGUUUAACCUUUCUGUUUGAUGCUCGCUGCCUUCAGGCUGAUGCUCAGCUCAGUUUACUGUUUAAUCGUUGUUCCAUCUAAAAACAGUGGACAAAUCUGUUUGUUAAUCCAUCACUUUAAAGGAAAAACUCACAGAAAAGUUUUUCUUCCUGCGGAUGAGUGACUAUGAUGCGGCGUCUUUCUGCAACUUCCUUCUAAAAACUCUCUUGUUUGUAAAAACCAGCCUUUUAUCAGAGACAGGUCUUUAUUUCUAACUCCACCUGCCUCAUACAUACAUUCCUAAAAGCUUCAGUGUGGGUUUUUUAUGUCGUUCUAUAUCACUUUUUUUUUUCAGUAAACUCUUUUCACUUUAAUGGUUGGUCUCCACCAGACUCUGCUUUCAGUUCCUCUGAUUUUAACACUCGUUUUAAUAACUUUUUAUUUUUCAGUGUUUUAUGAAGGAAAUUAUGUUGUUGAGUAUGAAUAACCAUCAGCUGUUCAUUAAUGUCUGGAUUUGACAGAUUUUACAUUUUGCUGGUUUUUGUAUUUUUUUCCUCAUAUCAGUCUGAAGUUUAUUUUCAUUUUUACUGCCACUGCCCUUAAACAUUUUGAGGAUUUCUUCAUCUGAGAUUGAUUUAUGAUUCAUGAGGUAAUUACUGACUCACAAUAUUUGAAUUAUUCAAAGUGAAGGUCAGGAUUUUGUUCACUUAAAUGAAGGAACAGAAAGAAAAAUUGGUCUGAAUUAUCCAGAAGAUCAGGUUUGAGCUGAGGCUCACAUUGUGCUGCAGCAGUAGCAGGUUAUUUGGAUGUUUUUGUUUAAUACAGACAACACAAAACUUUUUUGAUGCUGAAAAAGGUGCCAUUUUAUGUUUCUUUGUGGUUUUACGGUAGUUGUUUUGUAUCUCUGUGGCCGUUCAUUCAUCCAUGCAGAUAUUCCUGUAAUAUUUUGGGCUUAAUGACCAACAACAACUAGAGGAGUUAAAACUCUGACUUAUGCCUCGAAGCACAAAGAGUCACGUUAAUACUUUUAAAAAUAAUUUUUUAAAAUUUAUAUUUUGACGUUUAUGCCCAGAAAAUGAAGUGGACUGCACGUUAGAAGCAGAUACAACAAACUAAUUGUUCUUUGUACAUGUAUGAAUUUUCCAAAUGUUAAGUGUUUUUUUCUUUACAUUCCUUUGUUAAGUGGUCACGUUUCUUCCUUUUCUCGGUUUUUCAGUGUAAAAAAAUCUUUUAACAAUGUCAAAACUAACUUAGAAAUCAGCGAGUUUUAAAAACGUUUAAAAACGUUUUUUUUUCUGCUGAUGUUGAUUCUGUUGUACAAAGUAAAGACAGACAGAAACAGAAGAUGUGAAUUAAACUGCCCAUAAUUAACCAAGCAGACGCAUUGUGACAUACGCAGGUUACGAGUUGUUCGGGUGAAAAAAGGCGUAAAAUAAUUUGUAAAACCUAUAAAAAUCAUGACACCUGACACAGAUUGAAACCACAGAAAACAUCAGGAGGUUUAAUUUAGCUCUGGACCAGGAAUUACUGAGCGGGAAUCUUAUUAAAAAUAUUUACUGAUUCGUGUCAGUCAGAUAAUCCAGAAAUCAGUUUUUAUAUUGACACUGACUCAUGUUCAGGACAGUUUAUUUUGGAGUUAAAAAGGAUUUUAAAUUAAUCAGUUUUAACAGAUACAUUUCCAUGAUACUCUCCUGCUCUGUGUUUAUAUCUGUUUUAUAUGGCCACGGUAUAUUCUCUGAUGUAAUAAACAGAUUUUCAAGAAAUAAA